UCAACAUCCAUGACUUCCGCCGGUGGAGCGACCUUGGCCUCGGCCAGCCAUGCGUCGAUCUGGGCUUUGAGCUCCGUAUUAGGAACAACAUCCUCGUAUUUGAGGCUGGUGAGUCAGCUUAUCCGUGCCGAAAAAUUUCGGUACCACCCACGGGAGAUUGUUGAAUGGAUCCAACUCCUUGGACAGCAACGAUGCUCGAAUGGUGCUGCGAUCGACAGUGACGCGGGACACAGGAAGGAUUACCGGGUCCUUCAUGA
Molecule: messenger RNA, 257 nt
Organism: Cutaneotrichosporon oleaginosum
Lineage: Eukaryota; Fungi; Basidiomycota; Tremellomycetes; Trichosporonales; Trichosporonaceae
Source: RefSeq, a predicted model, not a curated record